AUGGCCUUGCUUCGACAGGCCUGCUGUCGACCUCCAGCUCGGAGGCACCCCCGAGCUGCGUCAGAAGACAUACGUGCGGCUGCACAGCAGCCGCGCGUGACUGCUCUAGAGCGUGUGCCUGGGAGGCAAGCACGCGCGCUGCAGAAGACGACGAUGGCCGCUGAUGCGGCCGCCGUCUUGACCGCGGCUGACGCGGGUCAACCCGGGCCCACCACCCAGAAGCGCCAGCGCGCGGCUCCCUCUGCUGACGUCGCGCCACAGCUGCAGGCGCUUGUCUCGCUAUUGCAGCAGCAGACGCUUGCUUCACCCUCUGCCACUGCCCCGGUGGCACUGCCGCUAACUAAGGAGCACGGACCGGUGGUGGAGCAGGGACAGGCGGAGGAGGCGGUGAGGGCUGCACUACUGGUACCGGUAGCUGGGUCUGGGACGGCGGUUGUAGCGGGGCGGGAUGGAGACCGGGCCGAGGAAGGUGCAACGGCUGACGCUGCGUCCGCCGGAACGUCUGCUGCUGUCGCGGGCGCAGACAAGUAG
Messenger RNA from Closterium sp. Naga37s-1, 531 nucleotides. The record is from the annotation of a GenBank genome assembly. NCBI's taxonomy places the organism in Eukaryota, Viridiplantae, Streptophyta, Zygnematophyceae, Desmidiales, Closteriaceae.